Molecule: messenger RNA, 1661 nt
Organism: Ixodes scapularis (black-legged tick)
Lineage: Eukaryota; Metazoa; Arthropoda; Arachnida; Ixodida; Ixodidae
Product: AP-5 complex subunit mu-1
Exons: 14
Coding region: 83-1591 (502 amino acids)
Biological process (GO): endosomal transport
Cellular component (GO): late endosome; lysosome; cytosol
Source: RefSeq, a predicted model, not a curated record
GCGACGCCCCUCUUUAUGUUUACAUCACGUGCGUAAGUUCAUGGGAGAGGGCGGUUUUUUGGUGCCGUCUCUUUUAUGAAUUAUGAGCCUAAGAGCGAUCGCUGUGAUCAGCAUACCUCACAAAGAUGCAGCAACUACAGUCUACUACAGGCAAUUUCCGACGUGUGAAAAGCGGGCCAGGCUAAAGCACAAGCAGGGCUACACCCCGAUGCCAUCCCACAAAGCUCUGGCCAGUGCCCUGGCUGACGUCGUCUGCUUCGAUGAGAACGAGUUCAAGGAGUGGCGAGACAGGGUAGAUGUACCCCUUCAGCUUCCGGCCAUUGAGAUACGGACUUUGCAGGGAUCUCUGUGGCCCUUCGUUUUUACCAAAGAGCAAGGCAUGUACGUCUGCAGUAUGCCCCUGACCGACGCAACGUACGAGCCGACGGAGAGGCCAGAGCUCAUUGACCUACCAGAAGUUACCUCAGCGUUUUCCGCAGUGAUGACAGUUGUGAAAUUCCUGGGCCCUAGCCUCUCCAACCUGACGCCGACCUGCACAAAGUUGAUGGAGCUGGACAACUUCCUGUCCGUCGCCGCUCCAUUUGGGUUCCUUCAGAUCACCGAGCCGAGUGUUGUCGAGGCCAUGCUCGGGGACAAGGAGGUGGUUCCUCUGGAUGAAACUCUCAAGGUCCCGGCUUGGCGCCCAGUGGCCUUCAAGGGCAAGCCAUCCCUAAGCGUGAGCAUCAAGGAGACGGUUCAUGCCACGCAGUGCGAACGUCCCGACAUGGACCCCGUGGUGGAGAUCACGGGCGAAGUGAGGGUGCGGUGCGAGCUCGAGGGUCACGGCGCGGAGGUGACUCUGCUCCUGGUCGGUGCCGGGGACGGUGGCCCCAAGGGCUGGCCCCCCCUGCCCCUGGAGGCCCUCUCAGUGCACUCCUGUGUCCAAGCGGCGUCCAAUCUUCAGCUGGCUACCCCAGGCGGGGCGGCACCCAGGGAGGCCUCGAGGGUGAGGCACCCUGUGUACCGCCUGCGGUUCUCGCCGCCUCUUCACCCGUUUUCCCUCUGCUACUAUGGGACGGCACCCGCUCCCAUGCCCCCCAUUGCUGGCGUCUACUCCAUGCGCGGGGACAAGCACGUGGACUUCCUGAUCCAGCUGAAACUCCAGGAAGGCAUCCGCAACAUGUUCCAGUCCUGCGAAGUUAGGAUUCCCUUCUUUAACAGGGGCAAGAUGAAGAAGUCGAGCCUGACGCCUAGCUGCGGCAGCGUGUCCACAGCCAAAGACAAGUUCGGUCUCGUCUGGUCCAUCGGUCACAAGUUCACCCAGGGUUCACUGGAAGCAUCACUGACCGGCACCGCAUCCUUUGAGGAUAAUCCGCCGGAGGGAGAGCGCAACGCAUCACCCAUGCUCACCGGACUCACCUCCUACAUCCAGCUCCAGUUCAGGAUGGUCGACUGCACCUUGACGGGUUGCCAGGUCGAUCCCAAGUCCAUCCAAAUCUCACCACCAUGCAAGCUGAAGAUCUCGUUGGAGCGCGAAGUGGAGUCCCGGGAGUACAGGAUCUGGAACAAGUUUGGCGAGCUACCGUUUGCCAUCCCAAAGAGCUGCACCUAGCUGGGUGCCAAGUCCAGCUGUCACAUGUACAACGGGCUCCAGUGUAAAUAAAACAAUGUUAUAGUUUUGA